UAAGGCACACACAAAAGCAUAAGCAAUGGGAAGCUUCUUUUCACACCCGACCGGGAUGGAAGUGGUCAAGAAAAAUCAGGAAUACAUUUCCGAGAUGAACAAAAUAAAGAUGGAGCGCUGGAUACAGAUGCACUUCCAGAUGAAGGAGCGCGAAACGGCGAUGCAGAUCUCACGGGCACGGGAACUCUUCUACUGGCUCGCCUCAUUCUAUGCCGUUUCCACCGUCGGACUAAUCGGAAGGUUCCGCCUCACAAAGCGUCCCGGAACGCUUGCACCGAUCGUGCCACUUUCGUUUGUGGUCGCUUACUAUGCUGAUCUCGCGUACGGGACAAAGAUCCAUCGAAUACAAGCCGAAGCGGAAAUGAUUAUGCACAAUGAGCCGGAGCUCCUCGAGUGGCCAAGCGGACUACCGACGGUUUCCGAAAUCGAUUCAGCACGGCUCGAUAUUGAUGAUAAGAUUCGGCUUCAUCCACAUCAGCUUUAA
This is a messenger RNA of Anopheles maculipalpis, 484 nucleotides long. Its product is annotated as plasminogen receptor (KT). The coding region runs from base 26 to 484 and encodes 152 amino acids. Gene Ontology annotation, biological process: positive regulation of plasminogen activation. The transcript is spliced from 3 exons. Lineage: Eukaryota; Metazoa; Arthropoda; Insecta; Diptera; Culicidae. Gene Ontology annotation, cellular component: plasma membrane. The record is from RefSeq and is a predicted model, not a curated record.